GCAACGGGCGGCGGAAGUAGGAACCUGGGGAGGAAGAGGGAAACGGGCCUGGCGGGGGUUUGCAAAGGGCCCGCGUUUCUGUUGCGGGAAGCUCCCGGAGGUCGCACGUGCGUCCGAGCCCAAGCCCCUCCCCUCCACUCCUCUUCCUGCCUGCCCCGGAGCCGCCAAGCGGCUGUCUUCUUCUCGGCCCGCCGAGAUGGCGCUCGACCCCGCAGACCAGCAUCUCAGACAUGUUGAAAAAGAUGUUUUGAUCCCUAAAAUAAUGAGAGAAAAGGCCAAAGAGAGGUGUUCUGAACAAGUUCAAGAUUUUACCAAAUGUUGCAAGAGCUCUGGAUUUCUUAUGGUAGUAAAAUGCCGGAAAGAAAAUUCUGCAUUGAAAGAAUGUCUAACUGCUUACUAUAAUGAUCCAGCCUUUUAUGAAGAAUGCAAAAUGGAAUACCUGAAGGAAAGGGAAGAAUUCAGAAAAACUGGAAUUCCUACAAAGAAAAGGCUACAGAAGCUUCCAACAAGCAUGUAGGCAGAUACUCAAAUGACAUUCAGGAACUCUAAUAUUCAUGGAAGUCAUUUUAUAGUAUAAAUCACCUUAAAUAAUGGACUCAAGUAUGUAUGUUUGCUUUAUCUUAAUUAUGGAAAUAUUAAUUUUAUCUGAAAUAAAUAUUUUAUUUCAAAGUUUUGGUUUCUUAAAUGGGAAAGGAGUAGUUACUGAAUUGGGAUAUGGUUUUCCUGGUCAUUCUGGACCUUUUGAAAAUUUUUCCACAACUAUAACAGUGAUACUGAUUUUUUAGAGUUCAAUAUGGUCCUUAUAUUACUUUUCUUCCAGUGUAUAUCCUAAUGGCUAACCAUGGGAGCCAAAACUAAAGAAAAGCAGGAAUGGACAACCUUCAAAGGUGUUAGUAAUAACUAGGCAGUAUAGCAGAAUGGCUAUGAACCAGAAUCCUUCCUGAUUCUACCACUUACUAGCUAUACAGCUGUGGAAGUAAAUCUAAUACAGUUUGUGAGGAUGUACUGAGUAUCGCAUAUAGCAGGAAUAAGACAGUGCUUCAGACCUGGUAGAUGCUCUUAUAUUGGUAGUUACUGUUAGUAGUAGUAGAGGCUUAUUUGGAAACUAUCUUAGUCCAUUUUCUGUUGCUAUGGGAGAAUACCCAAGACCAGGUAACUUAUAAGAAAAGUUUGUUUGGCUCACAGUUCUGGAGUUUAUUUGCCAGCAGCUUCUGGCAAGGGUUUUCAUACUGCAUCAAAACAUAAUAGGGUGUAAAAAAUAGAAGGACAAACAAGUGUGGGCAAGCUUUUAUAACAACCCGCUCUCUUGAGAACUAAAACCUGUAAUAAUGGCAUAAAUCCAUUCACGAGGGCUCAUCACCCUAUUACCUCUUAAAGGCUCCAUCUCUUAGUACUGUUAAAUUAGCAACUAAGUUUCCAACACAUGAACUCUUGGGGGACACAUCAAACCAUAGCAGAACCAUAGAUAAGGAGAUACUUACUUAUAUGAAUUAAUUUUACUUACAUCUUUGAUGUAGAAUUUUCUAAAACAUAUUAUAUGUUCUUAACCUGAUAACUUGGCUACUGAGUCCUUUAAUCUUUCAUUUUGAAAAGUUAUCUAAGUGAAUUACCAAUUCUGUAACAUAGUAAUAGACUCAGGAAGUAGUAUAAAAAAUUUAUGUCCCAAUUUAAUAAUUUGAGCUUUUAUAUUAAAAGUUGUUUUUUCCCCAUGAGCUGUUAAAUUUUCCACAGCCAUUGUAACUAGUUUCAAGAUAAGUAAAUUUUACGUAUAUUUUCACACAGUCCUCAUCAAAAUCACAAAUAGAAAUUACUACCAAGACAACGUUUAACUUUCCCUAAUCCCAUGAAAUAGAUCUGAGAGAUUUUUUUUUUAAGAAAGAACUUAAAUAGGACACUACAGAAUCAAUUCAAGUUCCACACUUUACUCUUGAGUGAACCACUCAAAAAACUAUUGUACUUUUAUUUGAAAUACAAAGAAACCACAUUUUCCCAGGCCACAGAUCAAAAGGAGGGAGAUUACUAGAGCAGACAAAAGCAAAGCAAAUAUAGAAAUCUAGAGACCACACAGCAUAGGGGCAAACAUGCCCAUAUUUCCACAUUGACCUUUGGUAUUGGUGCAUUUCCUAGAGCACAGGAAGUUAACUGUUUUUAGAGAUAAUUGAAAAUGGAAAAGUUACUUUAAGAAGCUAGUGAAGUAUACAAUCUAUUUUAUACCUUUGAUUAAAAUCAGAAGUAGCCCACUUCAUGUAGAAAAUUCACUUAUGUACAUGUUGCUUUCCCCAUAGAAGCCAAAUUAGAUUAUACAAUACAAAUAAUAUGUUCGUCCUCCUUGUGUCAAAGACUGAAACCAUUCAUUGUAGCCUUCAGAAUACCCAUGCGUAUCCAUACUGAAGAUUUUUUUCACCUGGUACAUCUGUCUCAGUUGUGUCUUGCUUGCUUAUGGGUGCCUCUGUUGAUACUAUUCCCUGUUAAUAUGUGAUAACCCACAGGUUUUUUACCCCUUGAGAUACACCUUCUUCAAGUAGCCUUUCUGAAUUAAGAUCAGGACUUUGUUGUCACAUCAUUCAGCUCUUCAAGUCUGAAUUUUCCCAUAUAUUUUGGUUUUCUAAUGUUUCACAUAGGCACGUUCCUGCUUUUAAGAAUUCAGUUCCAUUUUGGCAGCAACUCAGUAAGUCUUACAGAUGUAAAUUUUACUUUAAUAAGGGAGCAAGAGGAAGGAAUAGGUGGCUUUUUGUUAUUUAUGUUCUCUUCAUUCUGUCAAUUUAUGGAUGUACUGAAUUGAACCUUAUAAAAAGAAA
Messenger RNA from Nomascus leucogenys (northern white-cheeked gibbon), 2798 nucleotides. RefSeq names its product C-X9-C motif containing 1 (gene CMC1). The record is from RefSeq and is a predicted model, not a curated record. Gene Ontology annotation, cellular component: mitochondrion. NCBI's taxonomy places the organism in Eukaryota, Metazoa, Chordata, Mammalia, Primates, Hylobatidae.